CAACAUGCCUUCCGCCCAGAUCAAUCAGCCUUCCAACCAGAUCAAGCUGACAAACGUCAGUUUGGUCCGUAUGAAGAAGGGCAAGAAACGAUUCGAAGUCGCCUGCUACAAGAAUACCGUCACCUCAUUCCGCGCGGGCAACGAAACGGAUCUCGACAAUGUCUUGCAAAUACCAAACGUCUUUCUCAAUGUAUCGAAAGGACAAGUCGCACCCAACGAUGAUCUCAAGAAAGCUUUCCCUGGCAUGACCCGCGAUGAGAUAGUACUGGAGAUUUUGAAGAAAGGAGAGAUCCAAGUGGGCGAGAAGGAGCGGUCGCAAGAGCUCGAGCGUGUGCACAAGGAGGUCAUCGAGAUUGUGGCGGGAAGACUGGUCGAUCCGAAGAGUAAGAGAGUCUACACCACUGGAAUGAUCGAGAAGGCACUGGACCAGCUUAGUAGCAAGAGUGGGCACGCAGGCAGGACAGCUGGCAAGGGAUCUGGUGUUGAAGGCGGCGAUCGGAGUAAGAGUCGGGAUCAGAGCGCGGCAGCCACAGAUUCAGGCUCAAAUACACCAGCGAGAAGCAAUGCGGAAGCAGAUGCAGAGGCCAAGGCAGUCGAACGAGCGAAGUGGACAGGUGUGGUCACGACGAGGAGUGCAAAGUCACAGGCUCUGGAUGCGAUGAAAGCAUUGAUCGCACAUCAACCGAUCCCAGUCGCGAGAGCGAGAAUGAGACUGAGGAUUACAUGCCCAACCACCGUUUUGAAGCAGACCGUGAAAUCCGCACCAAAAUCAGAGGGCGAGGAGGCGACCACGGGAACAGUGAAGGACAAGAUUCUGAGCCUAGUCGAGCAAGUCGAGAGCCAAGACGUUAUGGGAGAGGAGUGGGAAUGUGUGGGAUUCGUCGAGCCUGGAAGCUUCAAGACUUUGAGCGACUUCAUCAGUGCGCAGACCAAGGGGAGGGCGAGAGCUGAGGUAUUGGAUAUGGCUGUCACGCACGAGGGUGAUUGA
This is a messenger RNA of Zymoseptoria tritici IPO323, 988 nucleotides long. RefSeq lists its product as uncharacterized. Bases 5 to 988 code for a protein of 327 amino acids. Gene Ontology annotation, biological process: cytosolic ribosome assembly; ribosome biogenesis. The record is from RefSeq and is a predicted model, not a curated record. The transcript is spliced from 2 exons. NCBI's taxonomy places the organism in Eukaryota, Fungi, Ascomycota, Dothideomycetes, Mycosphaerellales, Mycosphaerellaceae.